Diversispora eburnea is the source of this 456-nucleotide messenger RNA. The record is from the annotation of a GenBank genome assembly. NCBI's taxonomy places the organism in Eukaryota, Fungi, Glomeromycota, Glomeromycetes, Diversisporales, Diversisporaceae.
AUGGAUUUAUUUGAUGGUGACUUACAUAACUUUUUAAUCAAAACUUUUUGGGCUUUAAGUUGGAAAAUAAAAAUGGAAUUAAUAAUUUCAAUAACAGAUGGUCUUGGAAGCUUACAUGCAAAAGAUUUAGUUCAUUGUAACUUUCAUAGUGGAAAUAUUUUGAUAAACGAUAAUUUCAACCUUCACAAUUCUGACUUAAGAAUAGAUUUAGAUUCAUAUUAUUAUCAUAUUAAUGUUUUGCAACAAUUUAAAAUUGCUGACAAAAAUCAAAAAAAUACAUCAAAAUCUCAAAAGCAAGAAUUAUUUGAAUUAUUUUCACAUUCAAAUCCUAAUUUAUUAUUAAAAUCCAAUGAAUCAAUUACUUCUUAUGUUGAUACUUAUAAUAUUGAUUCUACGGAGGAAAAGGAAAUUCAAAAGUAUGAGUUUAAUGAAUCAACUACUUCAAAUUGUCAAUGA